AUGGACUCAUCAACAUGUCUUCCCAACACCUACAUAGAACACAUCACAACUACAACCACCAAAACAAAUACCAAAACAAUUACUAAGAGGCCUCCACAAGGACUAUGCAGAAAUGCAACUUCCUUCUGGUUUUUGUGUUUGUUUGGCUGUUUGUCUUUGGCAGAUUGUUUUUUCUUAGGGACAUCCACACUCUCUAACAUCAACACACCACAGCAAACACUCUACCAACUGGCAGCACACAAGGAACAUGGGUACAGCAGCCUGCAGAUCCCCUUGGUUGUGAGGUGCAGUCGUUUUGAUUUAUGCAGGUACCCCAGCUGCAGCUUCCUCCUUGAAGCUGCAUUGAGCCCCAAGAGCAGUCACCCCAGCAACAACUCCAUCCACCUGCAGCAGACAAGAAACAUAUACAAGUUUGUUUGUUUUGUUUUUCUGUACAGGUACUCCAAGAAGUCUAACCACCUCAUAACAAAGACCAACAAGCAGCCUAGGGAGACUGCAGCCAUCAGAACCUGCAGAUUGGCAGCCUUGGAUGCAUUCCAUCAACAGCUGCAACAGCUACACCAACUUGAAGCAGACAAGGAACAAAUACAAGCUAAUGGUUGUUGGAGAUACAGGCAACAGUGGAACCCAGAAGGAACUCCAACACCCUCAGAGACAACAUCCAAGAACCAACAACAAUAUCAUGAGUAGCUGUAGAAUGAUACACCUCCAUCAACUCCAUAUACAUACUGUGGAAACACAACACCAAACAACUACUCAGCCACACACCAAACAACAACUCAACCACAGAGCUGAAGCUGAAAGUGCAGAAUUGAAAGAUGAAGUUCAACAGCAUCAGUAACAACAGAGGCCAAAACCAACACACCCACGUACAGCAACCUCCAGACUUGGUUGCUUGUGCAUGUUGCUGGUUUUGUCUGUCUGUGCAGGUGCACAGCUACACUUUCUUCCACAACAAAUCAAAGGCUGUUGGCUACUAUAGUUCCAUAUAUUUCCUAUCCUUUCAGCCUCCUUAGCUGGUAAUCAUGAUACUGAUACAAAGGCAUAUUUCACCUGGAUUUUCUUGGUACGACAAGACUAAAAAGAGCAAAGAUGAAAAGAAUUUCCCAUCCCAUGCGAGAUAGAAGUUUCGUAUACUUGUUCUUCUUCAAUGUAGCUAUGUCUGGUACGUAGCAUAGUUGGAAUAGGACUAGUGUAGGUUACUUUUCUUUUUUCUCAUGGAAGGGGAGAGUCUCCCUCAUUUAUGCUUUCAUAGUUGAAUUGUACCGGGAGGAG
Messenger RNA from Solanum dulcamara, 1275 nucleotides. RefSeq lists its product as uncharacterized. The transcript has 2 exons. Bases 1 to 690 code for a protein of 229 amino acids. The record is from RefSeq and is a predicted model, not a curated record. NCBI's taxonomy places the organism in Eukaryota, Viridiplantae, Streptophyta, Magnoliopsida, Solanales, Solanaceae.